This is a messenger RNA of Truncatella angustata, 872 nucleotides long. RefSeq lists its product as uncharacterized. The coding region runs from base 250 to 690 and encodes 146 amino acids. NCBI's taxonomy places the organism in Eukaryota, Fungi, Ascomycota, Sordariomycetes, Amphisphaeriales, Sporocadaceae. The transcript has 3 exons. The record is from RefSeq and is a predicted model, not a curated record.
GGUUCGGGACGGGAACCGGUACGUCAGCGACGCUGUAAAGUAUACGGGAAGCCCGGGCAUAACGCAAGAACCGGUCAGGUCGAAAUAGAAUCAUCCGGGCAAAUGUAUCUAGAGUAGUUUUGACUGAUCUCAAUUAGGUGGCCUCACGCUGCUGUUCUCCGCAUCUAACUCCAUCCUGCCAUCGUCAUCCUCCUCCUCUCCUCGACAACGACCCCGCCAACCACGGCGACAACAGCAACCAGCGGCACCAUGUCCUGGUCGCAGAAGCAGUUCACCCUCCCGCCCAAGUCGCGGGGCUCGUACCUGAUCACGGACCACGUGGUGCAGUCGGUGCCGGAGAUCAAGGACUACAAGGUGGGCCUGCUGAACCUGUUCGUGCAGCACACGAGCUGCGCCCUGAGCCUGAACGAGAACUGGGACGACGACGUCCGCGCCGACAUGUCCGACGCCCUCGACCGCAUCGCCCCCGAGAGCGGCCCCAAGGGCCAGGACCUCUACCGCCACAGCGCCGAGGGCCCCGACGACAUGCCCGCGCACAUCAAGAGCGCGUUGAUCGGCGCCAGCGUCACGAUACCCAUCCAGAAUGGAAAACUGGCAACGGGAACAUGGCAGGGAAUCUGGUACCUCGAAUUCCGGGCGAGCAGGCAUUCGAGAAAGGUGGUUGCAACCAUCCAGGGUGAAAAAGCUUAAGUGACGAGCGAUAUGGGAUGUACGGGAAAUAGAGUGCAAUGAACGAAUGAAUGAGAGAUAGAACGGUAGCUCAAAAGAUCAGCGCCGGCACGAAAGGACUUAAGAUGUGGUUCUAGUCACGUUAUCAUACAUUUAUCCUAAUGGUGCUGUGAUCUACGGAGUGCGCAUCCGAGGCGGCUUGG